Messenger RNA from Hibiscus syriacus, 1820 nucleotides. RefSeq names its product UDP-arabinose 4-epimerase 1-like. The transcript has 10 exons. NCBI's taxonomy places the organism in Eukaryota, Viridiplantae, Streptophyta, Magnoliopsida, Malvales, Malvaceae. The record is from RefSeq and is a predicted model, not a curated record. Gene Ontology annotation, cellular component: cytosol. Gene Ontology annotation, molecular function: UDP-glucose 4-epimerase activity. The coding region runs from base 249 to 1487 and encodes 412 amino acids. Gene Ontology annotation, biological process: beta-D-galactose catabolic process via UDP-galactose, Leloir pathway.
AAUUUUUAAAAAAAUAUUUAUUUAUUCUUCUUCUUCUUCUCCUCCUCCUCUUAAUAUUCAAACAUACGCGUAUGACCGGCUGCUGCUCUUUCCUUUUCCUCCUGUUUCGCUCUCACGUCGUCAAUCAUCGUGGCAGAUUUGCCAGAAGAGCAUUUCCAAAUAAGGGUGUUUGGUGGAUCAUUGGAAUUGAGACAUAAAUUCAGGUUGUCGCCAGCUUAAGACAAGUCCUUAGAAGCUGUUUUCCCCAGAUGCUAAAUUUUGCCAGAGGAAGAAGCCAGCAAAGGUCUACAAGAUCUAUGCCUUUUGCUGGUGUGGAACAUCAUGAUCCCAAAAGGAAGAGCAAUUUUGUAGGAAAAAUCCUUAUGGCUGCAGCCCUUACAGCCUUAUGCAUUAUCAUGCUCAAGCAGUCCCCUGCAUUCGGUACUCCAAGUCAGUUCUCCAAACAAGAAGAAGGCGUAACUCAUGUUCUUGUAACUGGUGGUGCUGGCUAUAUUGGUUCACAUGCUGCUUUACGACUUCUGAGGGAGUCAUACCGUGUAACUAUUGUGGACAAUCUUUCACGUGGAAACAUAGGUGCCGUCAAGGUUCUGCAAGACUUAUUUCCAGAACCUGGAAGGCUUCAAUUCAUUUAUGCUGAUCUCGGUGAUGCAAAAGCUGUAAAUAAAAUAUUUUCGGAAAACGCAUUUGAUGCUGUAAUGCACUUUGCUGCUGUGGCAUAUGUUGGGGAGAGUACAAUGGAUCCUCUCAAAUAUUAUCACAACAUUACUUCAAACACCUUGGUGGUGUUAGAGGCAAUGGCUGUUCAUGGUGUUAAGACUCUGAUAUAUUCUAGUACAUGUGCCACGUAUGGGGAGCCCGAAAAGAUGCCGAUCACUGAAGUAACCCCACAGGUUCCUAUCAAUCCAUAUGGAAAAGCUAAGAAGAUGGCAGAAGAUAUUAUCCUGGAUUUCUCCAAAAAUUCAGACAUGGCUGUUAUGAUCCUAAGAUACUUCAAUGUGAUCGGGUCGGAUCCUGAUGGACAAUUAGGAGAGGCUCCCAGACCUGAGUUGCGUGAGCAUGGACGAAUUUCAGGUGCUUGUUUUGAUGCGGCUCGUGGUAUCAUUCCAGGUCUAAAGGUCAAGGGAACAGACUAUAAUACACAUGAUGGCACUUGCAUACGAGAUUACAUCGAUGUUACCGACUUGGUCGAUGCUCAUGUUAAAGCUCUUCAAAAGGCAAAGCCCCGAAACGUAGGAAUCUACAAUGUCGGCACCGGGAGAGGUAGAUCGGUGAAGGAGUUUGUAGAGGCCUGCAAGAAAGCAACAGGGGUAAAGAUAAAAGUCGACUAUCUUCCCCGCCGACCAGGAGAUUACGCUGAAGUAUUCAGCGACCCGACUAAGAUAUACCGUGAGUUGAACUGGACCGCUCAACAGACUAAUCUCGCAGAGAGUUUAAAGACCGCAUGGAGAUGGCAAAAGGCACAUCGUGAUGGAUAUGGAGCCUCUUAGGUGUUACGGCAUCCUCAUUGGAUCACCAACAUUUUACAGGAAACGGCUAGCACAGAGAGGCCUCGGAUGGCCCCGACAGCAGCCGCGUUUCUUCUAUUAUAUCGAUCACAUAGAAGAGGAGAGGGAAAUUUUUCGAGAUCGAAAAAUAUUUUUUCCAUUGCUGUUCUAUGCAUUAUAUGGAUAGUUGAUCAUAUAUGUACUUGAAGUGAUAGUGGUGGUUGAAUAACAUUGAUGGUCAGGCUUAGGUAUUGCUUUUGGUGAUUCUUUUUGCUUCAUUUCCUUCAAUAAGGCUGCCUUUGUGCCUACUUAUAAUUAACCAGCCAUGGGACCUUU